UAUGUCACACAAUUUGUUUAGACCAAAUCCUGCAUAAAGAUACAAGAAGAUAUACACAUAUUGAUAAAGAUAACCUAUAGAGCUAGUAAUUAGUCAAAUUUGUGCUUUAUCGUAAGGAGUUAUAUAGUUUAAGGAUGAUGAAAGUUAUUUGUUGUUAUUAUAUAAGUGUAGUUACACAACAAGGAACAAUUUGAGAUCGCCGAGAAGGAAAACUGACAUGGGUGUUCAUGAAAUAGUGCUGCUAAUCAUGGUUCUCUUCUCCUUUUGCUCCUCUGCAUUAUUUGCGCAAGUUAACAAGAACUCAACUCCAGAUGAAAACAUGGGAAAUAGUGGAAUAAGUGAAAACAAUUGUGCAGUUGGUAAUGACUGUGGAAUGGUAAACCAAAACAAGUAUACAAGUGAUGUCACAAGCGGUAGAGGUGGUGGACGGCCAGUUGGAAGUGGUGGCAAUGGGAAUGGCGACCAGACUAACUCUUCCCCGCAAGGAGGUGGCAAUGGGGUGGUUCCUGUAUAUGCCGCUGGUGCAGCAGGUCAACGCAGAAACCACAAAGGUGCUGCUGCAACUGAUACUCUAUACCGGAAAGGAAGGCUUGCAGUGCUCAUAGCUACAGUAACAGCAUCCUUUUUACUAUCAUAAAAUAUGCAUCGUUAGUAGUAAAGUUUCUGUGUCGACUUUGGCCCAACUAAUGGUAUGCAUGGAUCUCAGCUAAUCUAUUGAGCUAUUAGUGUACCAUGUCAUAGACUACAAGAAAAAGUAGAAUAGUUUGUAUAGUUGUCAAAACAGAUCGUAAUGUGUACAUUAUGAUAUAUGAAAUGAUCUAUACCAGAUAUCUACUUGCUGUAAA
Molecule: messenger RNA, 845 nt
Organism: Erigeron canadensis
Lineage: Eukaryota; Viridiplantae; Streptophyta; Magnoliopsida; Asterales; Asteraceae
Exons: 2
Coding region: 218-637 (139 amino acids)
Source: RefSeq, a predicted model, not a curated record